UCGAGCCUACAGACAAAGUUGAAAGAAUCAAGGAAAGAGUUGAGGAAAAGGAAGGAAUACCUCCACCACAACAAAGACUCAUCUUCUCUGAGGAGGAAUCUAAGUUACAGAAACAAUCCAAUUAGGACAGAAAAAACAAGGUAGUCCAAGAUGCCUAAGAAUAAAGGAAAGGGAGGAAAGAAUAGGAGGAGAGGAAAGAAUGAGAAUGAGGGCUUGAAAAGAGAAUUGGUCUUCAAGGAGGAUGGACAGGAAUAUGCACAGGUGACCAAGAUGCUUGGGAACGGUAGACUGGAAGCGAUGUGCUUCGAUGGCGUGAAACGUCUGUGUCACAUCAGAGGAAAGCUGAGGAAAAAGGUCUGGAUCAAUCAGUCGGAUAUUGUGCUGAUAGGUCUGAGAGAUUAUCAGGAUGCCAAGGCUGAUGUUAUCCUCAAGUAUUCAGCUGACGAGGCGAGAAACUUGAAAUCCUACGGAGAGUUUCCUGAGUCCGUUAAGAUCAACGAGACUGUCGACUUCGUCGGCGGGGAUAUGGAUGACGAUAUCGAGUUCGACGACGUCGAUAGCGAUGACAGCGGAAGCGACGACAACCUGGGCGAUGAUAUUGACGGUAUUUAACUGAAAAUAUGACCGCUAGGUGUCUCCUUUAUCCAGAUGAAAA
Eurytemora carolleeae is the source of this 655-nucleotide messenger RNA. It is a transcript of the gene eIF1A, whose product is annotated as eukaryotic translation initiation factor 1A, X-chromosomal. The coding region runs from base 151 to 612 and encodes 153 amino acids. Gene Ontology annotation, biological process: translational initiation. The record is from RefSeq and is a predicted model, not a curated record. Gene Ontology annotation, cellular component: cytoplasm. The transcript has 7 exons. Gene Ontology annotation, molecular function: RNA binding; translation initiation factor activity. Lineage: Eukaryota; Metazoa; Arthropoda; Copepoda; Calanoida; Temoridae.